Messenger RNA from Hermetia illucens (black soldier fly), 372 nucleotides. RefSeq lists its product as uncharacterized. Lineage: Eukaryota; Metazoa; Arthropoda; Insecta; Diptera; Stratiomyidae. Gene Ontology annotation, molecular function: nucleic acid binding. The transcript has a single exon. Bases 1 to 372 code for a protein of 123 amino acids. Gene Ontology annotation, biological process: DNA integration. The record is from RefSeq and is a predicted model, not a curated record.
AUGGAUCUAUGGCAGGCUGAUUUAGAUGAUAUGCAUGCCUACACAUCUCAAAACCAAGGAUUCAGUUUUCUACUUACAAUAAUUGAUAGUUUUUCCAAAUACGCUUGGGUAUUACCCGGUAAAAAUAAAAGUCCUUGUAAAGUUACUAAAGUUAUCCAAGUAAUUUUAAACCAGAAACGUGUUCCUAGAAAUUUACAGACAGACGACCGGAAAGAAUUCUUCAACAAGAAAUUUAUGAAUUUAAUGAAAAAAUAUGAAAUAAAUCACUACUCAUUGCAUAGCUCUUUAAAGGCAUCAAUUGUUGAACGAUUCAAUAGAAUUCUCAAAAGUCUGAUGUGGAAAGAAUUUAGUAUGAAGGGAAACUACAAAUAG